Molecule: messenger RNA, 1515 nt
Organism: Bursaphelenchus okinawaensis
Lineage: Eukaryota; Metazoa; Nematoda; Chromadorea; Rhabditida; Aphelenchoididae
Source: the annotation of a GenBank genome assembly
AUGGAUUUGAAUUCAAGUUUACUGCAAGAAUCAGAAGAGAGGAGGGUGUUUGAGAAGGCACCAACGAUGUCACUGCUGCCUCACGAUCAAACCUCAGGAUCUACAUUGGCUUCGAUUGGGGAAAUGGAGAUGAAUCCGGAAGAUAGGACGAGAUUAACACCGAAGAAUACACAACCAGCAAAGCCAGUAUUCCCAUCAACACCAGAUUCAGUUGUGUUAAGGCCGAGGAAGCGAAGGUCGAGCAUUUCGAGGUUUUUCUCGAGGAUAUUCGCCUGCGCUCAUCCCCAGAAGACGAAAGGCAGUGCCAGAGUGAGUCGAUUACAUCAAGAACAUCGGAAUUCAUUGACGAUAGAGAAUUCUACACCAAGGAGGAAGAACAGGAAUAGUUUGAAGGUGCUUUUUGGUUUGGUUUGCUUUUGUUUUGCUUGAUAUUGUUUUAUUUAGGGUUAUUGAUAUUGCAGUUGAUAUUUUAUUGUUGCUUUUUGAUUUUGCUUUGCGAUUUUUAGCUUUUUAGUUGUGAAGGAGUGUGGUGAAGGUAUUUUAAGAAUAAUUUUGGUAACAAAAGCUGUAACUUUUGCGUUUUUAAGGCGUUUUUUAAGGGAUUUUACACUUGCAUAAGUAGGAAAGUAGCCAAAAUAUAAAUUAUUUUGAAGAAAUUGGUAAAUCUGUUCUUUAAGAAAGAUAAAGAACAAUAUAGUGCUGGUGUGACGUAAGAUAUAGACUUUUUAAACGUCAUGUUAUCGAGUUAUGAUUAAAUUUGUCAAGGAUAACAUGAAUUUUAGGUCAUACUAUUCUUAAAUUUUUUUGAGUAAAAAUUGAAAGAAAAGGGAUAGGGAUUUAAUAUUUAAAAGUAUAAAGAUUUAUUCAAAACGGUAAUAAUUUUUUUAUUUUAGACAAGUGAUGACAUGGAAAGCAUAAUAAGCCAAGACGAAUUCACCGUGCCUCCUUCACAUAACGCGACGUACCUCAAAGCCGGGCUUUCGCCUCGACCAACUACAAUAUCCAACGGUUCAGAAACGCCAACUUCUCGCUUCGUCGACUCAAAAGCUUCAGCAGAACAAGCACGAGCAGCAUCUGGAGCCGACUUCAUGGCAUCAAAGAUAUCAGUUCCAUCGAUAUGGCCCAGUGAUAACGCGUCACUGAAGAGCAACGAUCCUUUGAUUCGAAUGGAUUCGGACGUCAGAGCAGCUACAAUUCUAAACAGGGCUAUUGAAGACUCACCUGAACUACCACCACGACCUACAUCAUUGUGUUUGGGGAAGAAGGAUGUUAAACUUGGCGCACCGGGAAUGACACCGAUGAAUGAGGUGCCAGAAUGCAAAAAGAAUGCUCUCAAAGAUGCAAGUGCGAUGGCUGAAGUCCACAAACUGCUCCAGAAGUUCAAUACAAAGCGAUCAGCAGACAGUGAUGACGAGAGAAGCGUCGCUUUACCAAAAGUUGAUGGUGGAUAUGAAGGUAGGUGGUUUCUUUAUUGUUUUCAUGUGUUUAGGUAAAUUGAUGAGAAGUAGACUCUAG